CUGCGGCGUGUUUGUUUACAUUCUUACCGCGUUGCGUGCGUGCAUGCCAUUCGUGCCAGUGAUAGCUCGCGAUAUCGUGAUAUUUUUGGAAAUCGUUAGUGAUUAUUGAAGUUCAAAACGUGAGGAUUAUUAUCUAGACUAUUUCACCGCCUACGGCGCAAUGGAUUACCACAAGCGACUCGACAUAGCGGAGAUGUUCCAAGAGCCACCGGAGUACAAACCACCCGGCACGGCGGAACAGCUGGCAUGCAGUGUCGAUUAUCCAAACUUGAACUCGCAGCAGUACCGCAUGACCCGCAAGCCCUCGCCAAACAUUCUGCACCCAUGCUUGGAGCACGCUGCACGAAACGCAAACGGACAGGUCAUCCUGGCCGGAAGUGAUUACAUGGGUCGCCGAUGGGGUUCCAGUUUCUUCGGCUGGGAAAACAUCGACGAUGUUCUGAACGAUGCCAAGAUUAGCUUCAAACGACAGUGCCGAUAUUGUAUCACGGCGAUGCAGUUCACCAAGGAUCCCAAUCUGUUCGUCAUCGGAACCGACAAGGGCUCCGUAGAACUAUGGUCCACACGGAACGAAGCCCGCGGCGAAGGCUACUCAUUGUACCUGGUGGAUGGCCAGUCCGAGCACAUCGAAGGAGUUUCCGCAAUGGAUCUGAUCGAAGGAGGAGAAAGUAAAUUGGUUACCGGUUCGCAUGAUGGCUGCCUGAAGGUGUGGAACUACGCGGCCGAUCUGCACUCAGUUAAAACGAUGACGAUGGCCCAUACCGAUGCCAUAACGGGACUGUCGACCAAUCGGGCGGAUGACUCGAUGUUUGCCUCGUCUUCGUUGGACCAUUCCGCGUUGAUGUGGGAUUUGCGCAAGCCUCGACCGGCUUCGUCCCUGUUCGAAGGUCAUAAGUUCGGUUUUACGACGGUGUACUGGACCACAAAAGAAGAGGCCAAUCAAGUCGUUGCUCUCGGCGAUGAGGCCGGCAACGUUCACUUCAUCGACAUCCGACAGCCGGACGUUCCGACGCAUUCCGUGAAGGUGUUCAACAAAAAGAUUCACAAGAUCUCGUUCAACGGCACUCAGUUUGUUGUACUCGGGGAUACGAAUCAGGCGCGAUUUUACGACGAGAAUCUGGCCCUGCUGCACGAAUGCACACCGGCGACGAACUAUCUUCGGGAUGUGCUUUGGGAAACGGGUGAAACCAAGGAGAAAUCCACCUGUUGGCUAGUUGGAUGGGAUACGUUUAUCCAUAAGGUAGAGUAUUGAAUGUUCGAAACACAGACACUAUGACUAAAUUCGGUAAAACCUUGACGCUAAGAAGAAAUCCUGCAAUUUCCUUUAUAUACCCAUUACACCCAUAUACCUCAGAUACGAGUAAUGAAAAAAAAAAUGAUACAUGAAAAGAAA
This is a messenger RNA of Aedes albopictus (Asian tiger mosquito), 1393 nucleotides long. Its product is annotated as protein valois. Gene Ontology annotation, cellular component: methylosome. Bases 161 to 1252 code for a protein of 363 amino acids. The transcript has 3 exons. Gene Ontology annotation, molecular function: protein binding. Gene Ontology annotation, biological process: oocyte axis specification. NCBI's taxonomy places the organism in Eukaryota, Metazoa, Arthropoda, Insecta, Diptera, Culicidae. The record is from RefSeq and is a predicted model, not a curated record.